Symbiodinium sp. CCMP2592 is the source of this 3795-nucleotide messenger RNA. The record is from the annotation of a GenBank genome assembly. NCBI's taxonomy places the organism in Eukaryota, Dinophyceae, Suessiales, Symbiodiniaceae.
AUGGAAAUCGAUCUGAAAAGCAGUCCGAGGGCGAAGAACACGGCUACAGCGAAGGACAUUUGCGCCUGCUCCGUGAUUCAUUUCAAGAAUCGACCUAUCGAUAUAGCAUCUUUCAGAGAGGCAGAUACAAAAGUCGUGCAAGAGCAUGAGGCCUUGAUCCAAGAAAUCGUGGAAAAAACUUUGAGGCCGACAGUGAAUGUCCUGAGGGAUGGCAUUAUGCAGGCCUUUGAGAUAAGCAAAGACGAUGCACAGGAAAUUGCCAAGAAGAUCUGCUCCUGCUUCGUUCUUGCUCGAGGCAAGAUGCAGAGCACCUCCACUGGCAAGAAAUUGGAGCCAGCGCUCUGGAGGCUUGUGCAGAGGCUUAAGAGUUUGUCCGACACUUGCAGUUCUUCGCCGAAAGCACCUAGUUCGAAGGCCAGUUCUAUUGUUCCAUCGACAUUUCGGGCUUCCAGCUUGAAGAAGAGGUUGUUGUUCUCUCCUGAGAGGAGAGUGAGACGCAAGACGGCUGCACGUCCCGAGUCCGCCAAAGAGAUUUUGUCGGUUUAUGGACUUAAUCGGACAGAUGCAGAGGAGGAGGUUAAAGAUGCAGACGUCGAGCUUGCAGACGAAGCUGGCGAUGUUGAUGACUUUGGUGUUAUUCAUGACAGCCAAAGCGAAAUUGAAAUCUGCUCGUCGGAAAAUGAGGAGCCGGCCGCAGCGAAGACCAAAGGACGAGCAAAGAAGGCUUAUUUUGACCCUGCGGCUGGAUGCUACAUCAGACUCAAUCCAGAUGGCCAAGAAGUGAGAGGAGAACUUUCAGAGGGACCUGAGGGGUUCUGCAUGGUUCGCUUUCCAUCUGAAAUGCCAUUCCAAUCGGAGGUGCCGAAUUUAUGGCUUGCUGAGAAGGAGCAGGAAGCACCGGAUUCCGAAGCAGCUCCUGCUGAGGAGUCUCCUGAUGCAGCAAGCGAUUCUGGUCCUGACAAAAAGCUCGAGGCGGCGAGGCCUGAAAAUUCUGCAGCUAGUGAUGCACUCCUGUUCCAAGGCUAUGAUAUCACAGGAAUGCCAGAGGAGGCUCAGCCACCGGCCGAUGCUUCGGGCAAGCACUCUUACACUGUUCGACUGCCGGACGGGAUCGCCAUUGACGUCCUUGUGAGGAACAAGGCUUUCUGGAUCAAGAAGCCAACAGAAUGCCGAUCCCAGUACUCCUGGUCGCAGUACGACAAUUUAGCAGAUGCUUGGAGUCUGGCGGCAGCAGCUGCGAUCCCGGUCGAUCUUCAAAUUCAGAUCGAGGUGCGACGGAAGCGGGUGUGCAUCAACAUCUUAUGCCAGUGGUAUUACAUGCGUCAGGAGCCCAAUACCAAUCUUUGGGCACGUGGCCCCAUUCAGAGUUCAGAUCCCCAGACUGCAUCCUCGGGGUCCCUGGGCUCUUCGAGCAAACGAUCCUGGAGCUGGACCUCGUGGAAAAACAGCGGCUACGCUGACGGCGUAUAUCAGAACAAGCUUGAGCAACAACUCCAAGACGUCCUCGACGAGGAGGAAUCGGACCCGGAGGUUCAGGUUGUGGCUGCUCGGGAAGGCGACGGGCCACGGAUCGAGGAGGUCGUGUCCAGCGACGAAGAGGCGAAUGCCUUCAUCUUCGGUUUGGAGAAGAGAAACCAAGUGAGCUCUUUUUCCGAGUAUGAGGACGCCCGCCAUGCAUGGGAAAGCGCUUCCCAGGAGCACAAGGCGGGGCAUGCUCUGAGGUCAGCCAUAAAGAUGGAGAAGGAGCAUAGCUAUGGCUCGGAGAAGGCUGCGUCGGCAGCCCAAGUGGCCCUUGAGGAGGGCCAAAAGUGGCAGAGGCUUCAGGCAAAGGGUGCCGCCUCCGAAAAAUAUCAGGCUGCAGUGCAAAAACGGCGCUUUGUGUCUGUGAAAGCGGAGCCGCCGGUGCAGGAUGACCCCUACAUGCAAGCUCCUGGGGAGGAGCCGGCGAUGGAAAGCACCGGGGCCACGGAGCAAGGUGACACUGCUGAACAAAGCACGGCUGCGAAUGAGCAAAGUACCCGUGAGGAUACUUGGGGCUAUGGCGAUUAUUCAAGCAGCUAUGGCCGUGGUUGGAAGAGCGGCGGUCGCAAGCAGCAGUCGAGCUCCAGCUGGGAGAGGCCCGGCCCGCAGAGUGGCAGAAGCCAGGAUGCCAUGCAGAAGUACAAUGAAUGGGAAGAGUUUAUGGAUAAAAAAUCCCAGGCUUAUUGGGGCUCGGAUCGAUGGCAGCGGGACUAUGCCUCUCAGGAGCAACAGCAGUCUUUCAAGAAGAGCAAAGGCAAGAAAAGAAAAUUGUGGCUCGCCAGCCAGAUUGAGACUCUGAAGCAGGAGGGCAGAUGGGUCGGAGCAGCUCCGUCGGAAUCCUCCAAGAAGCUUCGUUUGAUCCGUGAGGCCGAGGCGAAGCAGAUUGCAGGCCAAGGAGCCCGUCAGGAGGGCGGUGGUGCAGCUGAGGAGCCAGCUGCAGUGGAUGCGGGCGCCGAGACCAUUGAACACGUGAUUGGUCUUGAUGAAGCCUACAAGCGCCUGAAGAAUAACCAAGCGGAAACACAGGCAGAGCAGGCAGUGUCUGCUGUAGCAUAUGUGUCUGCGGCCGGAUUGAUCUUCCCGCAACGAGACGAUAAAAACAAGGAGUCGGCAGCUGGUGUGCAUCACGUUUGCAGUUUGUUGCUCCUUGGUCUUCGCAGCAUGGAGGAUCAGAACCCAGGUGCGGAUCCGCAGAGCGACCAUUCUCCACCGCAUUGGCAUCGGCAGCUGUACCCAGGCGGCAAAGGUCCGCAGAACAGCAAGAUGGCCAAGGCCGUGGCUGCAAAGAGCAAGGCCGCCAAGGCUAAGGUUAAGCACGAAAAGGUGACCCCCGAGAGGAAAGCCAAGGCUGCCAAGGUGGAGCUCGGUGAUGCGGCCGAGGAAGACGAUGAUUCAACGGCACCGAGCGGCUUGGGGUAUGCUCGGGGCACAAUUUCAGCUGCUUUGACCGGGCUUCGCUAUCAGCUCAAAGCUAAAAAAACUACGGACGAAGAGAAACAAAACGCCCAAAAAGUACUCGAGGAGUACGAGGCGGGGGACAUUGCCACCAAGAGAGAGAUAUUGAGCAAGGUCUCACAGUUCGGCGUCCGUCAGGGGACGGCAAUUUUCAAGCUGGAGGGCAUCGAUGAAAGCGGCUUGGAGGAAGAUAUGAAGAAGGAUCUGCUGGAAGAGCUGAUGUCCGAAGCCGAAAAGCGGUACGGCUAUGAGAGAUCGACGAAAAUUCACCCCAAGUUCGAGGUGCUCAGCAAGUACUUCUACAUGCACUCGAAAGGCCAGGUGGCCCGCCAGGCCACUAAGACGGAGGAGUCCCUGGGAAGCCAUUGUUCCGGCAUGAAGAACUUGCAGUUGAAGGACAAGAGGUCCCUCGACAUCAUGUUGGGCAGGAGUGCGGCAAGCUCCAGUUCCAAGGAUCCGGCUUUGCAGCCGAGCCAGAGCCAUACCCUGGCAAAAGAUCUUUUGAAGAAGAUCGUGGCCGAGAAGAGAAAGCUGACCCAAAACAACGAGGAGCUGAAGUCUUUGAAGACCAAGAUUUCCACGAAGUACAGCGGGGACAAAACAUGGGAUAAUCGCAAGGACGACGUCGAUCAGGCGAUCGCAGCUCUCGAGGACUUCUUGGGUGUUCUUCGCCAGCACGAGGCCGAGAGUGUGCCGGCGGAUGUUACUUCCGAUUGCACCGAGCUUGUGGCCACCUUUCACACUGUCGUCGACCAGGCUGCCAACCACGACAAAGGCAGCAAGGCCUUGCUCAAGAAAGUCAAUGGCCUGAUGGAGUGA